GCACAAACACAUUAAUCUAAGCUUAUGAUAAAUCAAAAAAUGGAAGAACAAGAAAUGUUCCCCAUAUCAAGCUUAAUCUAAGCUUAUGAUAAAAUUUUCCUGUGCCGUAGGUCUAAAUAAUCGGACCGAGGGAGCGUAUCGUACGGAACCUUUCGACUUUUGAAUGGGUAUUGAAUUCCGUUCGGACAAAAAUAAAUUUAUUUUUAUUAUUCUUUUCGAAAUUACGUCGACGCACCAAAAGCACAAGACUGAUCAUAAUGGCGACUCAGCUCUUGAGACGAGUCCUCCGAAACGGAUCCAACUCUAACCCUACCUCAAUUUUACCUUUGGCUAAAUACUUCUUGGCCGAUGCUGCUCCGAUCCGAGCUACUCUCUUUCCCGGCGAUGGAAUCGGCCCCGAAAUCGCCGAGUCCGUUAAACAGGUAUUUAGAACAGCUGAAGUGCCAAUUGAGUGGGAGGAGCACUAUGUUGGAUCUGAAGUUGAUCCCAGAACUCAAAGUUUUCUGACAUGGGAAAGUUUAGAAUCAGUACGACGAAACAGGGUAGGCUUGAAAGGGCCUAUGGCAACUCCAAUCGGAAAAGGUCAUCGAUCUUUGAACCUUACUUUGAGGAAAGAACUUAAUUUAUAUGCCAAUGUUAGGCCUUGCUACAGUCUUCCUGGCUAUAAAACUCGGUAUGAUGAUGUCAAUCUUAUCACUAUCCGUGAAAAUACUGAAGGGGAGUACAGUGGACUUGAACAUCAAGUGGUAAGAGGUGUGGUUGAGAGUCUCAAAAUUAUUACCCGUCAGGCUAGUUUGAGGGUGGCUGAAUAUGCUUUUCACUAUGCCAAGAUGCAUGGAAGAAAGAGAGUGUCUGCAAUACACAAAGCCAAUAUUAUGCAGAGAACAGAUGGUCUCUUCCUCAAGUGUUGUCGUGAAGUUGCAGAGAAGUACCCUGAUAUAAUAUAUGAGGAAGUUGUUAUUGACAAUUGCUGCAUGAUGCUUGUGAAAAAUCCAGCUCUAUUUGAUGUAUUGGUGAUGCCCAACCUCUACGGUGACAUUAUCAGUGAUUUAUGUGCUGGUUUGAUUGGUGGAUUGGGCCUAACACCAAGUUGCAAUAUUGGAGAGGGAGGAAUUGCCCUUGCUGAAGCUGUUCAUGGGUCAGCACCUGAUAUUGCUGGAAAGAAUUUGGCAAAUCCAACUGCCUUGCUGCUGAGUGCUGUGUCAAUGUUGCGCCAUUUAGAAUUCCAUGACAAGGCUGAUAAUAUCCAGAAUGCUAUCCUAGACACAAUUGCAGAGGGAAAGUAUCGAACUGCUGAUCUUGGUGGCUCUUCAACAACAACGGAUUUUACAAAGGCUAUUUGUGACCAUCUUUAAAGAUAUGUUGCAACAAGAAUUGAGGGCAUGCUGAAUUUCUAGCUUCCAUUUUUUUGAGCCAUGUUUCAGAUGUUCAUUUCUUUCACAGAAGUUCUAUGUUUAAGGGGAAUAAGACCCGUCACCUUGAUGACUAUCUAAAAGUUGGCCCUGUUGUCACUGUUCUGCCUGGGGGAAUAUGGGCGUCCUUGAGAAGGUAAAUACAUCAUAAUUAAUGUGCUAGCCGACAUGUGAAAUGCCAAAAAAUAUUCAACUAAAAGAUUGUUAGGGGAAAAUUGCCUGUCGCCGAGAAUUUUUGUUUGCAUUUUGGUAAUUCUGAUCAUUAAUCUUAUAACAGCAAAUAAACGUAUUAUUAUGUACUAGAGACGAAAGUUGCUUUUUAACUUUGGUUAAUUUUUUGCUCUAGUUAAAGAGUUAAAAUAUUCAGUUUUUAUGCCA
Messenger RNA from Mangifera indica (mango), 1790 nucleotides. RefSeq names its product isocitrate dehydrogenase [NAD] catalytic subunit 5, mitochondrial-like. Lineage: Eukaryota; Viridiplantae; Streptophyta; Magnoliopsida; Sapindales; Anacardiaceae. The transcript has 7 exons. Gene Ontology annotation, cellular component: mitochondrion. Gene Ontology annotation, molecular function: magnesium ion binding; NAD binding; isocitrate dehydrogenase (NAD+) activity. The coding region runs from base 258 to 1355 and encodes 365 amino acids. The record is from RefSeq and is a predicted model, not a curated record. Gene Ontology annotation, biological process: tricarboxylic acid cycle; isocitrate metabolic process.